AUGGAGGACCCAGAGCUCUUCACUGAACAGGAGCUCACCUGCUCUAUCUGUUUGGACCUGUUCAACCAACCAGUGUCCACGCCAUGCGGCCACAACUUCUGCCAGGCUUGCAUUGGGGGUUACUGGGCCUCGUCUGCCGUCUGCACCUGUCCUCUGUGUAAGCGGGAGUUCGAGGAGCGCCCCCUUUUGUCUGUGAACCGUAUUUUCGCCGCCAUCGCCCACAAGUUCAAGCUGAAGCGCUAUGGCCCUGAUGAGGAGGGGUUGGGGCCAGCAGGAGCCGAGGGGGCGUGGUCACAAUGGGAGGGCCCAGCAGGGGCCGCGGGGGCAUUGUCACAAGGGGCGGAGCUUGACCUGGAGCGUGUGAAGCUCGGAGAGACUGUGUGGUGCGACGUGUGCACAAGUCUGAAGCAGCCCGCUGUCAGCUCUUGUCUGACCUGUAUGGUGUCGUAUUGCUCCACCCACGUGGUGCCUCACAAGACCACGCCCUUUUACUCUAGACAUACCCUCCUUCACCCACAGGAGGCGCUGAAGGGCCGCACGUGUGAGCAGCACGACCGGAUGCUCGAGGUCUUCUGUCGCUCCUGUCAGAAGUGCAUCUGCGCCAUCUGUGUCCUGGAGGAACAUCGCACUCACAAGACUGUGUCUGUGCAGACGGAGAGACUCAGCAAACAGAAACACGUUGCCAGGUUGGAGCAGGACAUCGUGACAAGGAUCAAACACAGAGAGCUGCGUCUGAACGAAGUGGGCCGCAAACUGGACUCAGUUAAGGCGUACACAGACGGCGAGGUCUCAGAGGUGGACCGGCUUCUGGACUCAGUGGUCCAGGCCGUGGACCGGAUCAGGACUCAAGUCGUGGGCGGGAUGCAGAUAGAGCUUGAUGCCGUGAUGUCACAUGGGGCAGAGCUUACAAAUCGACUAGAGGCGGAGCUUAAAGAGCUCAAUGUCAAACGCAGCGAAUUGGAGACUGUUGCUACGAGCCAAGACCAUAUACGGUUUCUACAGAGCAUGGACUCGGUGGUGCCCCCCGCAGACUCUCAGCAGGAGGACGAGGAGCCGCUGGGGCUGCAGUUCCAUUUGUCGGAGGUGAAGUCUAUGCUGAUCCACGUCGCAGACAAGAUGGCCGACGUGCGCAUGAACCAAUCACAGACGCCGUCCAGAGAGGAGCAUGACGCCUACGCUCCCAUGCCGCUGUAUGACCAGAUGGCGGCCGAGAGUCUUAUGAGUCUGAACCAGAGCAGCACCAGCCUCCGCCGCAGUCACUGGAACGUGAAGGAGACCAAGAAGAACAAACUGGUCACAGGACACAAGAAAGCCAAAGUCUACAUGGAGGAUGUGGUUCUCAACCCGGUGUCUGCGUACCCGUUUCUCAUUCUGUCUGAGGAUCGAAAACAGGUGAAACGAGGAGAAAAGUUGCAGUUCUACAGAAACAGUCCUCAGCGUUUUGACGUGUGGUCGUGUGUCACCGCAAAGGACGCCUUUGUCACAGGACGCCACUACUGGGAGGUAUUUGUGGGGGAGAAUAAGGACUGGAAAGUGGGCGUGGUCUCUGAGUCUGGGCAGAGGAAGGGGCUGUUCGACAUGAGCCCUCCCAACGGCUACUACGCCCUCUGGUGGAGCGGAGGACAGCUGCGCGCACUCACGGCCCCACCACUCACAAAGGUGAAGGCUCCGCCCCGCCUCAGGCAGGUGGGCGUGUACUUGGACAUGGACGUAGGACAGGUCUCCUUCUUCAACUCUAAAAACGGAGCAGAGAUUUACAGCUUCAACAACAAGAGCGAGUUGACAGAGAGAAUGCUCCCCCUGCUGGGCACGGGCGAUAAGGAUGUACCCCUGGUGCUUAUGACGCAUGCCAGCUAA
Messenger RNA from Knipowitschia caucasica, 1857 nucleotides. The record is from the annotation of a GenBank genome assembly. Lineage: Eukaryota; Metazoa; Chordata; Actinopteri; Gobiiformes; Gobiidae.